Cuscuta europaea is the source of this 1587-nucleotide messenger RNA. Lineage: Eukaryota; Viridiplantae; Streptophyta; Magnoliopsida; Solanales; Convolvulaceae. The record is from the annotation of a GenBank genome assembly.
AAAAUGAGAUUGCUCAAAUUAGUGACAAAAGCCCUCAAAUUACUCAAAAAGCCCAAGCAAAGCAGUGCAGCAAACAAGUUGAAACCUGCUGCCACUCGCGCAGGUCAGCGUUCACCACUUCGCGGGAAAGCUCGGAAUCUGCCGAAUCGCCCCUGCAAUUCUUUGCUUCGCUUCGCGCCUCUACCGUCGCCUGCUCCCGAGUCCGCCUUGCGCUGCUGCGGCCUCCGCCCCUCCCUGCUCGCUGAGUCUCUGAUCUUCCGAUUUUCAGGCGUCCAGGAGCUAGGUGGCUUUAUUUCAAAGGAACCCAAGGUCAGCUGUCUUCCUUUUUGCGCAGCAAUCCAAUAGUGCUUGUUAUCGCUGAUCGAUCUUUAAAAGUUGUAUCCACACUCUGUUGAUCUAAAAGCUUCAGCAAAGGGCAUAAGAGAAAAGAUAUCAUGGGUUAUGCACAGCUAGUCAUUGGCCCUGCUGGCAGUGGAAAGUCAACUUACUGCUCAAGCUUGCAUCAACAUUGUGAAGCCACACGGCGAACAGUUCAUAUAGUGAACUUAGAUCCUGCUGCAGAGAAUUUUGACUAUCCAGUUGCUGUAGACAUCAGGGAGUUGAUUUCAUUGGAUGAUGUUAUGGAGGAAUUGGGUCUAGGCCCCAAUGGUGGUCUUCUUUAUUGCAUGGAACACCUUGAACAAAAUUUGGAUGAGUGGCUAACUGAAGAGUUGGAAAAUUAUUUGGAUGAUGACUACCUAGUUUUUGACUGCCCUGGACAAAUUGAACUGUUCUCACAUGUUCCUGUGCUAAAGAAUUUUGUGGAAUAUUUAAAGAGUAAAAAUUUCAAUGUCUGUGUAGUUUAUUUACUUGAUUCUCAGUUUAUCACGGAUGUGACCAAAUUCAUAAGUGGUUGUAUGGCUUCUCUCUCUGCGAUGAUUCAACUUGAAUUGCCUCAUGUCAACAUUCUGUCAAAAAUGGACCUAAUCACAAAUAAAAAAGGCAUUGAAGAGUACUUGAAUCCAGAUCCUCACUUUCUUUUGGCAGAGUUGAAUAAGCGCAUGGCUCCACAAUUUCAAAAGCUCAACAAAUCCUUAAUUGAAUUGGUGGAUCAGUAUAGCAUGGUUGACUUUCUGCCUCUUGAUUUGAGGAAAGAGAGCAGUAUACAAUAUGUACUAUCCCAGAUUGACUGCUGCAUUCAGUAUGCUGAGGAUGCAGAUGUGAAGGUCAAAGACUUCGACCCUGAGGAAGCUGGGGAUGAUGAUUAAACCUUCAGUUCUCUUUGUUUUGUUUCAGAGAAACUCAAAAUGGCUUUUGAACCCCUCAUGGAGGUACCUUCAAGUGACUGACAGGACUGGAAUUGUAUCCACAUCCACCCCUACUGUUGUUAAUUCUUAGACUUGUGGCUUAUUACUCCCCACGCUGAUAUAGAAGUGCUCUCAUGUUUGUUCCUCUCAUGAUGCCUGACAUAUUUUGUAAAAUGGAUUGCCAUUGAAAGCAUGUAGUUUUACUUGAGGCAAAAUUAACACUUAAAUAUCUGCUUUUACCCAUUUUACAAAAAAAAUGUGAAUGCCAAGAACAAUAACAUACUCUCAAAUUCUGAAGUCC